CCCUCCCCGACAUGGACUCAUGACAAGCAUCUUGCUGUUGGGAACUCUUCCUCCACCGUAUGAAGGCAGCCAGGCUUGCUUGCUGAAGAGAUGGGGAUCUGCCUAGAGCCAGCACCAAGCAACAGACACGAAACUCCAUACUGUUUUCCAUAGUGAACCUGGACUCCUGUGGCUUUUUGGUAACCAUCAUGGGGAUGGAAUCACAUCUUUCACUGGAAACACUGGGGUGACACAGAGGUUUGGUAAACUUUUAAAAUGAAUGUUAAUGCUCUUUUUCUUUUCUUUUUUUUUUUUUCUGUUGGGGGUGGGGGGUAAUUAGGUUUUAUUUAUUUUUUAGUGGAGGUACUGGGGAUUGAACCCAGGACCUCGUGCGCACACUAAGCAUACACUGUAGCCCUGAGCUAUACCCUCCCCCCAAAGAUCUAAAUUGCUUUUAAUAUCCUUACUGGAGUGGUCUGUCUCUGGUCUUGGAGAAAGGUGUUCAUUACCUUCUAGGAUGACACAAAUGAACAAACUAUGCUCUGAGGCCAAGAUACCUUGUGGAGGGAUGAGACAUGUACCUGAUGAUCACAUUUUUUCGUUUAUUCACUACUUCAACAGAACCUUUGAAUACUGUGAGGAACCUCGGUGUAUGAGCCUUCCACCAGCACUUUGAAUGUUCGCUGGGAGCACACAGAGCAAAAUCCUCAUCAGUACAAGCUCUUCUAUGUACCCACAGCAGGUGCCAAUCCCUGGGAAUACCAAUGAUGCCAUUCUUAGGAAUCUGCAGCCGGAUGCCCCAGACACCGUUACAGUGGUUCCCCUUUAUCCUGAGGGCGAUGGAGGGCAUACACCAGACACUGGAAGGACAUGGAAUGGUGAGAGGACUGGCCAGAAAUGUCCAAGUGUACAGUCCACCGAACAGCGGGAACGUUGGCUGGACCCUGCCCCUGGCUGGUGCAGCAGCGCCACGUGUGUGCGCUGCCCUGGCUGGCACGAGGCCCCCGGAACCUGAGAGAGAGGGCAAGACCAGGAGAAGGCAGGCCCAGGACUGCACUACACUUAGCCUGCGCCAGCGGCCAGUCAUCAGUGGUGGCUCUCCUUACCCAGUGGAAGUGUGACCUGGAUGCUCGUGACGAGGAAAGCAGGACAGCUCUCAUCAAGGCUGUACAAUGCCGGAAGGAAGAGUGUGUCACUAUCCUGCUGAAACAGGGUGCUGACCCAAAUCUUGAGGACAACUUUCAAAACACUGCUCUGCAUUACGCCGUCUUGGCUGAAAAUACAUCAAUUGCAGCAGAGCUGCUCCACUAUAAUGCAAAUAUCGAGGCGAUAAACAAGUAUAACUUCACACCAUUUUUAGUCGCCGUCAGGGAGAACAAAGAAGAGAUGGUCAAAUUUUUGAUAGAGAAUGGGGCAAAUGUACAUGCAGUCGACAUGCUGCAAAGAUCAGCGCUCAUGCUUGCUGUAUUUCAUGACUCACCAGACAUAGUCAAGCUGCUUCUUCAGAAGCAUGUUAAUGCCUGUUCUCUAGAUUUUCAAGGAUGGUCUGCUGAAAGAUAUGCUUGUCGUAAUGGUUUUAAACACCUUUACCAGCAGAUUGUCGACUACAGAGAAGAAAAGAUACCAAAUACUCCCCCUCAAAAUAGCGACCUAGGACAGAGUUCUGCUAAGGAGAGUUUACCUUCUUCGCAUACUGGGGCAGAAAACAUCCAAGAAAAGUUGCAGUUGUCCGGCAAGGACGACGAAGAAAUGGUUGAGUUGGGAACCAGCAAUGGCAGCCGCAUGGAUUCACUGAAGAAUGUUGAGCAGAAGAUGGAUUUAGUGGUUGAGGUUUCACCGAGUAAUGAAGAUAUCUCUGUCAUCAGAGUUUCACCCAAACAUGAUAUUGAUGAUUCAAGGCCUCCAUCAGAUGAGGACUUAGAUCUUGCUCCCAAGAGUACGUCUGAGAUUCAACUACCGAACCAUGUUGAUCAUUUAUCUGGAGCUGCAGGUCUAGGAGAAAAAAAUACAUUAAAUGGACAAAUAGAAAAUUCUACUGAAAAAUAUCCUCACCUGAAGCCUGCAGUUGGAGUGAAAGAUUCUGUUCCUAAAAAAACAGGAGAAAUGAAGAAUUUACACAGAUUCAAAUCAGAUCCUUCAGACGGGGAUUCUACUAGUUUUAGCCUCAAUAAUGAGGCUGGUCAAAGAGCCGAGCAUUUGAAAGUUGAUAAAUGUCCGUUGGUAUCGCAAUCAGUGACCACAAACCAGUCAGCACCCACAGAACUGAGGCAGAUGGCCCUAGUAGAUAAAGACGGGAUGAGUAUUGGAGCUGUGUCUCUGUCAGAAAAUGCAGCGCUCCGUGGCCUGUGUGAAUCACAGCUGCCAGAGAAAAGCAGCAGCAAAGAAGCAGACCUAGACUUAGAAAGGACAUCUGAGGAAGAGCAAGAAAGACUUGAUGGAAGUGAAAAUAACCACUCACAGGAUAAAUGUGUUUUACAGGCGUGUACUGUGAAAGAAAAGAAAUCUGAAGAUCAAAUCAAGCAGAUUAAUCUUUCACUUGUGCAUCUGCAAAAAAUGCCUAGAGAACCAGAAAUGAAUAUGGAACAUGACAGAAAGGACGUACCUGUAUCUUCAAAACAUUCUUGUAUGGAGAAACAUGAGGACAUGUGGGUCAAACAAGGCAGAUUGGACUGGAAAAAUAAUUCAGAAUUUAUCACAAAGAAGUCAAAUCAGAAAAUCAGUAAAAUCGAUGAAAAAUGUAAAAUCACUUUUCAUCGUAAGGUAGAGUCACUAUGUGACGACUCUGAACUACAUGGUGAUUUAAAGGAACUGCUUUCCACUGUGACAGAUAAUAUAUUUGAUUGUGAGGAAAAAGAUGCACCUGGAGCCUCUGUCUCUGUAGGAUUCCAGGCAUUCUCUGAACACAAAGAGCCCAGUCUUGAAAAUGUUCUUCCAUCUUAUUCUAAGUCUGAGUCAACAGAGUAUGGUUGCCAGUCAUCUUCAAAACUUUAUUUAAAUGAAAAUAAGUUAGAUGGAAGUGAUAAACCAGACACUGAACAUGUUUUUAACAAAAAUGAGGGGAGUUUUUAUAAUGAUAGAGAAAAUGAAGUAAGGAACCGAGUUCCAUUUAAAGUGAAAGAAGACCAAGAAUUUGCUACAAAAAGAAUACAGAAAAGGAACGAAAAUACUCACUGGAAAUCAGACAUUGGACAUGCACCUCAGGUUGAAGUAGAAGAGAACAAGAACAAAAGUAGUGAACUGAAAGGAUCAGAAACCAUGUGUGAUGGCAGUUAUUACAAAGGAUUAACUCAGCAGAGGAAGAGGGGAAAUUCUGAUAGUAGCUGUUCUGGCUCGUAUAUGACGGAAGUAAAGAAGAAUGAAAGUGGAAAACGGACAUUAAAAGCAUCUGUGACUUCAUGUGUAUUUGCGAAGACUGCCUCACUGGCUGGUGGUGUCCUACACAUGAAUGACAACAGCAGUUUAAGUGAAGGAGAUCAAGGUUGUGGCAGGUUUUCAAAGAAAACGUCUACUGAAAAGGACCAGGUCAAAGAGCAGAUGAAUUCUGUGGAUGGCCUCGAUGACUUAACUCUGGCACCGGAGACAGCUUCUGAGGAUUGCGAGUCGCUUUCCCCUGAUUAUAAGAACACCCUGAGGCUAAUCGAACAACUUGGCCCGGAGAGUAAAGAUUCUGAUAGGUUAUUGAAAAUUCAGGAUCCAGUUGAUUCAUUCAGACCAACAGAACUUAAAGAAUCUGACUGUGCACUACUUAGAGGAAAAAUUAAAGAAAUGGAAAAUAAGAUGAACUGGCUACACACAGAGCUGCUGAAAACAAGAGAAGCAAAAUCACAGUUAAAACUUAAAAAUGUGGAGUGGGAACAAGAGCUCUGCCACAUGAGAUUCACAUUAGAACAAGAAACAAAGAAGAAGGAAAAUGCUUAUACAUUAUAUGAAAAAUCUAAGGAUGAUUUAAAAAGAAAAGAGAAACAAUACAAUGAGCAGUUUUACCUGAAACAACAACUUGAAAUCACUGCCCGAGCACUAGAAUGCAAACUGAAGAGCAUAAGGAAUAAACCAAAUCAGGUUUUAGAAGAGCAAAAUGACGCUCAGAGACAACUUUCUCAAGAGCAGAAUGCCAGAGUAAUACAAGAUGAAAUCCUGGCCCAUCGUCUUUCCCAACAAAAGGAGGCAGAAAAGGCUAAUAAGAAAAUGAAUGCUGAGGACACAAUGGAUUUUGAGCUGUCUGACCCAAAAGAUAGCAGCGAGGUGCUUCCUCAGCAACUUCUUGAAGCUGAAAGUCAAUUCCGUGGCCCAGAAAUUGAGCUCCAUCCCAGGAGAGAUGCUCUUAGACCAACGACUUUGGUAUUAGAAUGUGUGCAUAGAGACCGAGGCCAAGCCCAGUGUUCAAACAAGGAAACUGAAGCCUUCUCUCAAAGCAAACAAGGGGAAGUCAACAAAUAUAUUGGAAAGCAGGCAUUCUUGAAGGAGAAAGUAUGUAAACUACAAAGUGAAAACAUGUUGCUUCGACAGCAACUGGAAGUUGCUCAAAAUGAAGCCAGGAGUGAAAAGACAAUACUUAAUAUCCCAGAGCUGUUUCUGGAUCACAUGGGAAAACUUGAAGCCAUGAGCAGACGAGUUCUGAUGCUGGAGGAAGAAAACAAGGAGUUAAUCAAUGAAUGCAGAUAUUUAAAGGACAGACUGUAUCAGUGUGAAAUGGACAGAGCAGAAAUGGAAGCCCAUAUGAGACAGCUUCAACAAGAACUGACUGACACCCAGAAGAAAGUGUCUAUGUUGGAAGCGUCCCUGGAGGUGACAGCACAUCAUCAGACUAAUUCAGAAAAUAAGAGACGGGAUGGAGAGAGGAAGUCACAUCAAACUGCGAACCCAAAUGCUGAUCUGCCAGCAAAAGAGGAAUCUACAUCUUCAGUACUUCUCCAUCUGAGUGCAGAAACUCAGCUUCUUCUAAAAGAACUAGUAUCUAUGAAAGAGAUGCAAAAGAAGUGUGAAACACUAGAGAAGGAGAAGAAGAAGUUGGAGGAAGAAGUACUAAACCUCAGAGGUCACCUCUAAAUGAACAUAGUGGAACGCAGUCAAGUGAAGCAGUACAAACGGGAGACUGAAGAGCAAGCAAGAUGGGAUGUAGUAGAAAAACUGAAAGAACUCAGGCGAGCUGUGCAGUACAGACGGGAAACUGAAGAGCAAGCAACACAUGAUGUAGUAGAAAAAUUGAAAGAAAUCAGCCAGUUUUUACAGGCACAAGCAGCAUUUCAAGAAAAUGUGUUAAGAGAGUAUAAAUGUGCUUCAGUAAGUCAAAUGGAACACAGAGUUAAAGACCUGGAACCUGAACUGAAAAAUGAUUCUAAUGAAAACAAAUUGGAAAAAUACAAACAACUGUACCUGGAAGAGCUAGAAAAUAGAAAGUCUUUGGCAAGUCAGCUAACCUUGGUUAAUGAGAGGCUGGCCAAGGUGAGCACUAAGCUUCAGCUGGAGAAGCAGCACAAGAGCUCUUUCCCUGGCUUUGUUCCUGCAAGGCCUGUUGACGGACUGCCUUCUGCUGCUAGUACUAGCAUGGAGGCCAAAAGGAGUCUUACUCGAAGAAGGAACUUCAAGACUUUUUUCUGAUCCUUAAACUAGCUUGAGCGAUCACUUGUUCUGGAUGCAGAAGAAGUUGGAGAAUAAUAUAGAGAAUUAAAAGAAGCUACUACUGAACUUGAAUCUAAGUCCUACAGACUCUCUCAUAGCCUUGAUGGACGAGUCAAGUCUAAGUCCAGAUCUGGUUUUGAAAGCAUGUGAAGAAUAUGUGGAGAUUUUGCAGAAUAUGUAUAUGAUCUGCAAGAUAAAUAGUAAACAUUUACCUGCUGGGCUGUUUGCCUAACAUUUUAGUUACUUCCCAUUAUGUAAGAUACUGACACUGUUUAUUAAAGAAAAAUACUCUUGCAUUCUAUAUGGGCAUGAUUAAAAUUGAUGUAUUUUAAA
Molecule: messenger RNA, 5931 nt
Organism: Camelus dromedarius (Arabian camel)
Lineage: Eukaryota; Metazoa; Chordata; Mammalia; Artiodactyla; Camelidae
Product: ankyrin repeat domain-containing protein 26-like
Exons: 34
Coding region: 877-5025 (1382 amino acids)
Molecular function (GO): protein binding
Source: RefSeq, a predicted model, not a curated record